CUAUUCGCAAUGGACGUGAAAGCCGAAGCACUCUUCCCACCACAACGAGGUGGGAUAGAGAUCCCCCUGACCCAAGUCUGGCAAUCGCUAUCUUCUGAUUUGGCAAAAUCAUUUGAAGUUGGCUACACGGAGCUCAGGACCAAAGACCGCAUGUACUGCUAUGAUCAAUCCCGGUCGAUCUUCACUCCGAGCACGUGCAUCUCGGACGGACAAGUUGCUUGCCCGAAGAGUUGUAGAACGACACGCGUAAUCUGUACGUCACGUUCUCAUACUGGCGAUUGUAUAGCGAAUGAUGCAUUACAACGACUUAUUGGUACUCCCACCUCAGAACAAUGGCAGAGAUGUUUUAAAUGCAAACGAUUUCUGGAAUUACUCCGGGACUGUAACGACAUGACAUUGCUAACGCUACUUUUGUUUUACAGAUGUCCUUGUGGCGCACAAUUUUGCUACAUCUGUGGUUAUAAGUGGCACGCAUGCCCUUGCCCGCAACGGGACAAGCACCGACUAUACGAUAUAGCACCCUAA
Messenger RNA from Dissoconium aciculare CBS 342.82, 525 nucleotides. RefSeq lists its product as uncharacterized. The transcript is spliced from 2 exons. The annotation marks the transcript as partial. Gene Ontology annotation, molecular function: zinc ion binding. NCBI's taxonomy places the organism in Eukaryota, Fungi, Ascomycota, Dothideomycetes, Mycosphaerellales, Dissoconiaceae. The record is from RefSeq and is a predicted model, not a curated record.